AGAAAGAGCAAAAAACCCUAAAACAUUUGACAGAGAAUAUAUAAAACGUAACCAAGCGUCAUUUCUUCCUCUUCCCUCUUGAUCUCUCCUCUGCCGCACAGAUCCAGGACAGGACAGUUGUUUCUCAAUCUCUUCCAAAAUGGUGACUGCCAAGAAGACGAAGAAGUCUCACGAGGGAAUCAACAGUAGGUUGGCUCUUGUGAUGAAGAGUGGUAAAUACACUCUUGGUUACAAGUCCGUCCUCAAGUCUCUCCGUGGCUCCAAAGGGAAGCUUAUUCUCAUCUCUUCUAACUGCCCACCGUUGAGGAGAUCGGAGAUUGAGUACUACGCAAUGCUUGCGAAAGUUGGUGUUCACCACUACAAUGGAAACAAUGUUGAUUUGGGUACAGCUUGUGGAAAGUACUUCCGCGUUUCUUGUCUGAGCAUCGUUGAUCCUGGUGAUUCUGACAUUAUCAAGAGCAUUCCUGGUGAUCAGUGAUAAACCAUUAUCGAUUUUGUUUUUCCCCUACUUCUAUGGAUAUUCUCAAAAUUUUAUUAGCAAACAAUCUUGUGUUUGGUGUUUUGUUAUUUUACAUUAUGAACCCGAUAGGAAAAUAUAAAUGUUUUUCUUUGACA
Raphanus sativus (radish) is the source of this 615-nucleotide messenger RNA. RefSeq names its product 60S ribosomal protein L30-2. The transcript is spliced from 5 exons. The record is from RefSeq and is a predicted model, not a curated record. The coding region runs from base 140 to 478 and encodes 112 amino acids. Gene Ontology annotation, molecular function: structural constituent of ribosome; RNA binding. Gene Ontology annotation, cellular component: cytosolic large ribosomal subunit. NCBI's taxonomy places the organism in Eukaryota, Viridiplantae, Streptophyta, Magnoliopsida, Brassicales, Brassicaceae.